UCUUGAGACACGUUGUUUAGUGAAGUGAAAUACUUUUGUUCUGUAAAUCUGAAGGUAUGCAGAGCUGGUGUUAAGAAUAUGUUUUUAACUUGUUUGAAGUAGUAAAACAUGUCUGGGUUCAUUGGCAAAGGCGUUUCGAUGGACAUUAGUCCAGCAUGCCGUGCCCAGGAUCCUAAUAGCUUCUCAACUCAAGAUACCAACAAGGAGAAUAAGAAUACACCAUGUCCAGUUUUAUCCUUGGUUCAUUUUUCAAGAGCUCCAUUUCUGAGUUUCGAAUCAGUAAAGUUGGGUUACACCAAAACCGCAGUAUUGGAGAUUGAAAAUCCUAAUGAUGAUGUGACUGAAGUAACCAUAGAUAAAUUCCCGUCAGCCAAAGGAUUUUCUGUGGAGAAAAAAUCUUUCAUACUUCAGCCAGAAGAAAGAACUUUUCUCUCCAUAACAUGGACUCCAGUGGAAGAAGGAGGGAUAAGGGAACUAGUUGUUUUUACUGCAAAUGGCAUUGUUAAGCAUCAAGCCAUUUUACUUGGAAGAGCAGAAGCACCAAAAAAGAAGAAAAGAAGCUUAUGGGAGUCCAUGAAAAGAAAGAAGCCUUUAGAGAAAUUUAAGGCUAAAAAAAAUGAGGCUGUGCAGCCAAAAGCUGUGAACAAAACCUUCCACGUUUCUCGUAAAGUGGAAUAUACAAAGACGGAGUGGAUACGAGGGCCACUUCAGUCAUGUGCCAAUGUGACGGUGACUGAAGAGAAGACCCCAAAAGAUCAGUCGAAGUUUAAAGGAAUAUCUGUAUCACCAAUUGGUGUUGUGCCACAACAAACCUAUACCCCAGGUUCCCUCAGAAGGUCCACAACUUAUUCUGUACUGGAUAAACUUGAAAGUGAAGACUCGCUACAAGAGGAGAAACCAAUUGUCCAGGCUGUUCUUUACCCUGAUGACACUGAGAAUAUUGAGCAUAUGAGCAAGCACACUUUUUGCGAGUCGACAACUGUAUCUGAGUGUAUGAAAACAAAUAUUGUGAGAAUACUUAAUCGAACGCACUCUCCUGUAAGUACUCCUGAUCGUGUCAUGGUUCCCCUCACCCCACUAAGCCAGAAUCGAAUGUUAAGUCCUGAUUCUUUUCUAGACAACAGCUAUGUGCCGGCUGGAGACCAUGAACUUUCUUCAGUGCCUUCUAUAUUGUCACCAGAUCAAUUUCUUAAAGAUGCACUGGAAGCUGUUCAACCUUGUGUGAUGAAGACAUGCCAGGAGAGUGUGAAAUCUACUCUGGAAGCAACAAGUUUAGAUUCUUCAGCUUCUCCAGAUUCAUUAAAUGAUGAUGGCACAUACUUCCAAUAUACUGCCAGAGCUGUUGAUCAUGCUCAUCUGCCAGAAGUGUUCUUUGAAGAUUUGGAGCCUGCCAAGACCAGGUUAACAUUCUUUGUUAAAUCAAAGCCUGGUGAUAUUCAAGUAAAAGAGGUAAAAAAUGAUAUUCAGUCUCGUGAUGAACCUAAGAAUCUACCAGUAAUGUCGGCAACCAUUGUCAAAAGCAAAAGUUACUUUGUGAGGGAAAGUAAACCCAAGCCAGAGAGAGAAACAUUCAGACGACGACUCUUGGAACCGGAAUAUGAAGUGCCUGUCAAAUCAAGUUUAAGUAGACCCAAAGUGGUUGUGUUCAAAAGUCUCCCUGUCAUUGAUUCUGAUGUAAGCCUAGAAGCUCAAAGCAGUGAAGAUAAGGUUUCAUCUCCAAUAACUACAAAUCCAGUUCUCCAGAGCAGAAAGAGAAAAGGUGAAGAAUUUCUAGAACAGAAGUGUGAUCAGAAGGACCAACAUUUGGAAGGAAGUAAAAGGAACAGGGCAGUAACUCCUGUAGUGGAGAUAAAGAAACCAACCAAUGCAAGAAGAAAUACUACUAGGAGUUUGACUGGUACAGAGCAGAGGCUUCAGAAGAAGAGAAUGGUUUCAUUGGCCUUAAAAUCAUCAACUAUGCCCUCUGUGAAAACUUCAAAACCAGUGGGGGUUCCGCAGUCACAGCUCAUAUUUUCUAAAACAGGGUCACUGUCCUUGAAAUCAAAUGGCACUGCAUCUUUGAAGAUGACUAAGGCUGCUGUUGUGGGGGUAGCACAGUCACAGCUGACCUUUAUAAAACCAGUACAAACAGUUAUACCAAGACAUCCUCUACCAUUUGCUGCCAAAAAUAUGUUCUAUGAUGAACGUUGGAUGGAAAAAGAAGAGCAAGGCUUUAUUUGGUGGAUAAAUUACAUUCUUACACCUGAUGACUUUAAAGUUAACACAGAAGUUUCGAAAGUGAAUGCUGUUUCUCUAGUUUAUGGAGCUGAGCAUCAGAACAGAAUCAAUGUUCCCAAAGCACCAACCAAAGAGGAAAUGUCAUUCAAAACAUAUACUGCCAAUUGCAGGCUGAAUCGUCUUCGCCGUGCAGCUUGUCGUCUUUUUGCAUCUGAAGACAUAGUAAAGGCCAUUAGACGGUUGGAGCUUGAAAUUGAAGCUCGACGUCUGCUUGUUCGGAAGGACAGGCAUCUCUGGAAAGAUAUUGGUGAACGUCAAAAGGUUCUGAAUUGGCUGUUGUCCUACAACCCCCUAUGGUUAAGGAUAGGACUCGAGACCAUUUUUGGGGAACUUGUUUCCUUGGAAAGCAACAGUGACGUUUUGGGCCUGGCGAUGUUCAUUCUAAGUCGUUUACUGUGGAACCCAGACAUAGCAGCUGAAUAUAAACACCCCAAAGUGCCUCACCUCUAUCGAGACGGUCAUGAAGAGGCUUUGUCUCGUUUUACGUUAAAAAAGCUGCUGAUGCUUGUUUGCUUUCUCGACCGAGCAAAAGAAUCAAGGAUAAUUGAGCACGACCCCUGUUUGUUUUGCCUGGAUUCUGAGUUUAAGACUACCAAAGACCUUCUGCUGGCUUUUUCAAGGGAUUUUCUAAGUGGUGAGGGGAUUCUAUCCCGCCAUCUCAGCUACAUGGGUUUAGCUGUUUCUCAUGCUCAGACCCCACUGGAUGAAUUCAACUUUGCUGUAAGAAAUCUUGCUACUGACCUGCGAUGUGGUGUCCGCCUUGUGAGAAUUAUGGAGCUGUUCACACAGAACUGGAGUCUCUCAAGUAAACUAAGGGUUCCUGCCAUUAGUCGCCUUCAAAAGAUGCAUAAUGUUGAGAUUGCACUGCAAGUCCUUAGAGCAAGAGGGGUGAAACUAAACGACGAGCACGGUCUCUAUAAAUUGACCCAGUGUCUCUCUUCUGGGCACAGAGAGAACACCUCUAGACUGUUGUGGAGAAUCAUUUUUACCUUUCAGGUUGAAAUUUUACUUGACGAAGAGGAGCUAAGAGAGGAAAUUUCUUUCCUUAAACGGACAUGGGCAACACAUCAGAAGCUUGCAUCUCUACGGUCCAGUGGGGUUCCAAUUGACAAAGAAAAAAAAGUCUGCAGUGUAGAUCUAGACUGCAAAACAAAAGUAAAUCUCCUGAUGGAUUGGGUGAAUGCUGUAUGUGCAUUUUACAACAUUAAAGUUGAAAACUUCACUGUAUCUUUCUCAGAUGGACGUGUUCUAUGCUACCUUAUCAAUCAUUACCACCCUUGCUAUUUAUCAUUGGAUUCCAUUGGUCAGAAUACAACACAGACGGUAGAGUGUGGUCAGCGUGGUACAGUUGGGCUCAAUUCUUCAGCGAGUGAUUCUGAAGACAGCUCCUUGGACAUUUGGACAGGAUCAACAAACAAUACAAAUACAACACCAGUGCUUUUCAAAGAGCUGCUAGAGAAUGAGAAGCACAAUUUCCAGUUGGUGAACACUGCAGUUGCUAACCUUGGGGGAGUACCAGCCAUGAUCAGCCAUUUAGACAUGUCAAAUACCAUUCCAAGUGAAAAGGUGGUUACUUGUUAUCUGUCUUUCCUGUGUGCUCGACUUCUGGAUCUACGGAAAGAAGCAAGAGCUGCCAGGGUGAUCCAAGCCACUUGGCGAAAAUACAGACUGAAAAAGGAGCUUCAACAUUAUGAGGAGAGAACCCAAGCUGCUUUUAUCAUUCAAUCAGCAGUUGUUCAGUUUCUCUGGCGCCGCAGACGGGAGAAGAAAACCAUUGCUGCAGUCAUCAUCCAGGUAGCAUGGAGAGACCAUGUGGCAAGGAAGAAAGCUAGCGAGAGAGAACUGGAACGACUUUAUAUUCUGCAGAAUGCUGCAGCAACAGUUAUUGAGGCCUAUUGGAAGAGAUACUCUGCAACAAAACACUUCCAGGAGCUACGAUACUAUACUGUUGUUCUGCAAACCUGGAUAAGGACAAAGAUUGCACUGGCUGGAUAUAAAAAGAUUCUUUGUGGAGUGAUAUCUAUACAGAAACGUUUCAGGGCCUGCCUUUUUGCUAGAAAAGAACGUCAAAAGUAUUUAACACUCAGGACAUCGGCUAUAGUAAUCCAAAGGGCAUUUAGAAGAUGGAAGAACCACACAUUGAAAAGGCAGACUAUUGCUGCUGCAGUAAUACAAAAUGCAUUCCGCAAAUGGCAGGUACAAAGACUUACUAGAAGAAAUGAAGCUGCUGUCAAGAUACAGUCCUGGUAUCGCAUGAAUAGAGCCCAAAAACAGUAUUUUGAUGUCCAACAAAAAGUUAUCAAAAUACAGGCUUGGUUUAAGAGCUGCCUGGCUAGGGAAUUGUUCCAGAAAAGGAAAGAGGCUGUUUUAACCAUCCAGAAAUAUUUUAAAGCUUACAGAUUGGGCAACACUGAACAGCAAAAGUACUUGCUUGUUCGCAAAGCAGCAACAGUUAUUCAGUCCUAUUACAGAGGUAUGAAAGGACGCAAGUUCUUCAAGCAAAUUAAAGCGGUUUGCCUCUUUGAAUCCCUUUGGCAAAUGAAAAGAGAAAGGGUCAAGUUUUUGCAUAAAAGACAAAGUGCUGUAAUUUUGCAGUCUCACUUAAGAAGAUGGCAGGCACAGAUGAGUUACCAGAAAAUGAAAAAAUCUAUCUCUUUGAUCCAGGCUCGCUACAGAGCAUAUCUUGCUAAAAAGAAGAUGCAGAACGAAUACAAAAAAAUCCGAUCUGCAGCCAUUGUUCUACAAUCUGCAUACAGAGGAAUGCAAGUUAGAAAGAAGGCACACAUUCUAAGGUCUGUGAUAAAAAUGCAGGCCUGCUAUCGUGCUUAUGCUGGCCGAAAGGAAUUUAGAAAGAUGAAAGACGCUACCAUUAAAAUUCAGGCUUAUGUGAAAAUGGUUCAAACUCGCCGCCGUUACUGUAACCUUAGAAAGGCAGUACAUGAUGUGCAGAGAAUGUAUAGAGCUAAUAAACUCUGCCUCCUACAUAAGAUGGAAUACAGAAAGAAGAGGGAGGCCUGUGUUUGCCUACAGGCAGCUGCCAGAGGAUAUUUGAAGAGAAGACAGAUACAGACUUUAAAAAUGGCUGCAACUAAAAUUCAGUCUACCUUUAGAAUGCACAAGGAAAGAAAUCGCUUCCUUGAAAUGCGCGGUGCUGCUGCUGUUGUUCAGAAACAUUAUAGAGCGCACAAAGAAUCCAGCAUAUGCCAAAGCACAUUCUUGAAGCUAAAAGCAGCAACUGUAUGUUUACAGGCAUCCUACAGGGGAUCUAGACUGCGUAAAGUCAUUAGGCUUCAACAUAAAUCUGCAACUAAAAUACAGGCGGCUUUCAGAGCUCAUUCUACAAGAACAAAGUUUCUACAAACUAAACGUGCUUCAGUUGUAAUUCAGAGACAAUACAGGGCCUUCAAAGCUGGACAGAAUCAGAGAAUGCAGUAUGUGAAGAUUAAAUUAGCUGCUGCUACUCUACAAGCAGCCUAUCGUGGGCAUGUAGUACGAAAAGAGGUACAAAAACAACACAGAGCUGCAGUGGCCAUUCAGACAGCCUUUAGAAUGUACAGAACUCGGAAAAACUUUCAUGCUUUAAAGAAUGCAGUUUUAGUUGUUCAGCAGCAUUACAAAGCUAAACUUGUUGGUGGAAAGCAGCGAGAGAAAUAUCUUGCAUUUUGUGAUUCGGUAGUGAAGCUUCAGGCUGCUUGGAAAGGAAAACGUGUAAGAAUGGAGAUUAAAAAACAGCAUAGAUCUGCAACAAUUAUCCAAUCUUACUACAAAACCUAUGUGAUGCAAACAAAGUUCAAAUCAAUGAGACUGGCAGCUUUGGGAAUACAGAGACAAUACAGGGCUUACAGUUUAGGGAAGAUGCGACGUUCUCAGUACCAGCAGACCAGAAAAGCUACAGUUACCCUGCAGGCAGGUUUCCGUGGAAUGAGGGUCAAGAGACUGCUACAAGAACAUCACAAGGCAGCUUGCACAAUUCAAACCGCAUUCAAAGCUUUUAUGUGCAACAAAAGACUUGCAUCACUUAAAACUGCUGCAGUUGUUUUCCAGAGAAGGUAUCGGGCCCUUGUAGCUGGCAGAUCUUUGCGUCAAGAAUAUAUUGAACUUUGCCAAGCUGCAAUUAAGAUCCAAGCAGCUUAUAGAGGUGUCAGAAUAAGAAACGACCUAAAGAACAUGCACCGGGCUGCCACUGUGAUUCAAGCACAUUUUAGAAUGCACAAGCUACGACUUCCUUACUGUGCCAUGAGACUGGCUGCAACCAUAAUACAACAUCAGUACAGAGCUUGCAUGAAAGGGAAACAGGAACGUGAAAAAUAUUUGGUAAUAAGAAAAUCUGCUAUUACCAUUCAGUCAGCUUUCAAGGGCAUGAAAGUUCGCCACCAGCUUAGAACCAUGCAGAAAGCUGCAACACUGAUUCAAGCACAUUAUCGAAAGCACAAACAUCAUGUGCAUUUCAAAAAGCUUUGCUGGGCUGCAGCAGUAGUGCAACAAAGGUACAGAGCAAACAAACUAAUGAAUGCCGAAGUCCAGAAAUACAGCACAAUGAAAAAUGCUGCAGUUUGCAUUCAGUCUGCUUUCCAUAGCAUGAAGACAAGAAAGCAACUGAAAGAAAUGAAGAAUGCUGCUGGACUAAUUCAGAGGAGGUAUAAAGCCUUUAGCGCGCGCCAGCAGUAUCUGUCUUUGAAGGCAGCUGCUAUAGUCAUUCAGCGGAGGUACAGGGCCCAUAUAUUAGCAAAGCUUCAGCAGGAGCAAUACUGCAGUAUGCGUGCUGCAGCUAUUUCUAUACAGUCAGCAUACAAAGGCAUGGUAGUAAGGAAGGAAAUUGUGAAAAGGCAUCUGGCUGCCACUGUGAUUCAGGCAGCAUUUAGAAUGCAUAGAAUGAUGAUACCAUUCCAAGCAAUGAGACUAGCAGCAGUCCUCAUACAGAGGCAGUACCGGGCAUACGUACAGGGUAGAAAUGAAAGGGCACUCUAUUUGAAAUAUCGGAACAGUGCCACUUUAAUACAGGCGGCUUUCAGAGGAGUGAGGCUUAGACGGCAGUUACGAGAUGAGCACAAUGCUGCAGCAAUAAUACAAGCCCAAUUCAGAAUGUGCCAGCAGAAUUCUCAUUACAAGAAGCUUCAGUGGGCCACUAAGUUUGUGCAGCAAAAAUACAGAGCCUGUAAAGAGAGAGAUGCUGAGGUGCAGAUGUACAAGUCCAAGAAACAAGCUGCAGUGGUUGUUCAGUCUGCUUUCCGUGGAAUGAAGUCCAGGCAACAUGUGAAGGACAUGCACAAAGCUGCCACCACUAUUCAAAGGAAAUUCAAAGCCCGUAGUGCACAUAAACGGUAUGUUUCUCUUAAAACUGCUGCUGUUGUAAUUCAACAGAAAUAUCGGGCUUUAAUUGUUGAAAGACAGCUGAGAAAAGAAUAUAGUUCUCUGUGUUGUGCAGCCAUUACCAUACAGGCUGUAUAUAGAGGUUUAAGAACAAGGAAGCUUAUCCAGCAAAUGCAUCAUGCAGCUACUACGAUCCAGGCAGCAUACCGAAUGCAUAGAGUACAGCUCAAAUUCCAGGCAAUGAGGUUAUCUGCAGUCAUUAUUCAGCUACAUUACAUGUCUUACAGUCGAGGCAAAAAAGACAGGGAAAAGUAUUUGCAAUUAAGAUACUCUGCUUUGACAAUUCAGUCGGCAUUCAGGGGAAAGAAGGUUCGACAGAAUUUAGCUGCAAUGCAUAAAGCGGCAACCACUAUACAGUCCCGUUAUCGAAUGCACAGACAAAAGAGUGAUUUCAAGAAGUUAAGCUGGGCGGCCAAAGUUUUCCAGCAAAGAUACAGAGCUCUAAGAACGAGAGAUGCUGAAGUACACCGGUAUAAAAAAAUUAGGAAAGCGGUAUUUUUCAUUCAGGCUGCAUUCCGUGCUAAACGAGAAACAGAGCUGACUAGGAGAAAAAAAGCUGCUCAACGUGUUCAGACAUUUUUAAAAAUGUGUGUUCAGAGACGCCAAUUCCUGCAGCAAAAAGCAGCUGUAGUAGUCCUUCAGUCUGCAUUCAGGGGCUAUAGAACAAGGGUCUGUUGCAGAGCAAUGUGGCUUUCAGCAGUUGUGAUCCAGCAGUGGUACAGAGCCUACAAAGUUGGUCGAAAACAGAAAGCAGAGUACCAGGCAAUAAAACAAGCUACAGUAACUGUGCAGUCAGCUUUCAGAGGAAUGACUGCAAGAACACUGGCAAAGCAAAAGCGUGCUGCAAUCAAGAUUCAAUCUGUUCUUCACAUGGCUGUCUACAGAAGGAAGUUCAUAAAACUCUGGUCAGCUGCAGUAACUUUGCAAGCUCAUUACAGGGCAGUGGUAACUAAAAGAAAGUACACCAGUUACAAAAUCGCAACCCUGACAUUGCAGAAGCAUUACAGAGCCAGUCAGGCUAAAAAAUUCCAGAGAUCUGCCUACCUGAAAACAAUGAGAAGUAUCCACUUACUUCAAGCAACAAUCCGGGGAUAUAUUAUACGCAAAAGAAUACAGAUGCUGAAGAAGAGUGCCGUGAAUAUUCAGGCAAUGCUCAGAGGCUACAUAGCAAGACGACUUGCUAAAAAAAUGAGAGCAGCACAGAAAAUCCAAUCCUGGUACAAAGGCUGCGUAACCCGCAGACAGUAUAGAAACACACAGAAGGCUAUUGCAACACUUCGUGGUUGUGUUCAAACAAGAUUAAUAAGAAACAGAUUUCUGAUGAUCUGUCGCAGUGUAAGCAUAAUUCAGAGAAGGUGGAGAGAAACUAUCGAAACAAGGAAAACUCAUCAAGAAUUCAUAAAGAUCAGGUCAGCUGCUGUUAAAAUUCAGGCUGUUUGGAGAGGAUACAGCACAAGGAAACAGCAUGAUAAGGAACAGAAAGCUGCCUGUCUAAUCCAGGCACAGUACAGGGGAUUUGUACAGCAGCAGAAUUUUCAACAACAAAAAAGUGCUGCACUGACCUUGCAGAAGUAUGUGCAUGCGUGGCAGACAGGAAAAACUGAACGUUUGAAGUUUGAGAGAAUAAAAAACGCUAUUGUCUCUCUCCAAGCAUGCUGUCGUGGCUGGCUGGUCAGGAAAAGGAUUUCUGAGGAGACACAAGCCAUACGGAGACUAUGCUUCACAGCAGCUGCAUAUCACCAUAUGUGUGCUAUGAAGAUUCAAAGAAUGUUCAGAGCUCAUUUGGCACUGAAACAUGGAAGGCAGCAAAUGCAUUCUGUGAUUUGCAUACAGAGGUGGGUAACAUCUAAAUUACAGCGCAAAAAAUACCUAAAGGACAGAGAAAAAAUCAUAAAGGUUCAGCGAGUUUUGAGAGCUUGGUUAAAUCGCCGCUUCAGGGCUGCCAUGGUUAUUCAGCGAGCCGUGCAAAAAUACCUGUGCAGGAGACGCCAGCAGAGGGUACAGCAUGGGGUUGUCAAGAUUCAGGCACUGUGGAGAGGAUUUUGUUCAAGAAGGAGAGAUUCCCCAAAAGUGGUAGCUAUAAGGCGCCGUGUUGAAAAGGCCAACAAAGAGAGCAAAGAAGAAAACAAGCUUGGUAACAAAACUGCCAUUGCUAUUGACUAUCUUCUGAGAUACAAGGAUCUGUCCUGCAUUAUUGCAGCUCUGAAACAUUUAGAGGCAGCAACCAGACUUUCAUCUGUGUGUUGUGAAAACCUUGCUGAGAGUGGAGCCAUUUUAACAAUAUUCAUUUUAAUCCGAAGCUGCAAUCGCAGUGUACCUUGCAUGGAAGUAAUUGCAUAUGCAAUUCAAGUACUUCUGAAUCUGUCAAAGUAUGAAAAAACCAUUGGUGCAGUGUAUGAAGUGGAACAUUCCAUUGACACACUGCUAGACCUGUUGCAAAUCUAUAGAGAAAAAGCCGGGGAUAAAGUUGCAGACAAAGGAGGAAGCAUUUUUACAAAGACCUGUUUCUUAUUAACCAUUUUGCUGCAAGAUGAAAGAAACGCUUUGGAUGUUCGCAAGCUACCAAAAGCAGAAGAUCGCAUUCGCAGCAUUUAUAAGCUCACAGCCCGAAAACACAAGAUGGAUGCAAAACUAACAAGACAGAAGAUGAAUAUGUCCCUAAAUGGUAGCUUCUUUGCCCAAGCAACUCCUGUAAAAACAAGACUAGUGCCAAAAAUCACACCAGAUUGGGUCUUAAGAAAAGACAGCAUGAGAGAGAUGGUGGAUCCUCUCCGGGCCAUUCAGAUGGUUGCUGAUGCACUUGCUAUUUACCCUGUAACACUUUAAAAAUAAAAUAUUUUAUACUGAUAUUAAUAAUUAGAUUAGCUUACUAGUCAGCAGUGUUGAGUGGUGUACAGGUGUGCAUUGUUGCAAGUGUUGAACUAAAAUAUAUAGGUAGAGAAGUUGUUAAAAACAACCUAUUGUAAAUCCUAAAAUGUUUUUGUAAUUUUACAGAUUCA
Molecule: messenger RNA, 10646 nt
Organism: Polyodon spathula (Mississippi paddlefish)
Lineage: Eukaryota; Metazoa; Chordata; Actinopteri; Acipenseriformes; Polyodontidae
Product: abnormal spindle-like microcephaly-associated protein homolog
Molecular function (GO): protein binding
Source: RefSeq, a predicted model, not a curated record